Molecule: messenger RNA, 9779 nt
Organism: Etheostoma cragini (Arkansas darter)
Lineage: Eukaryota; Metazoa; Chordata; Actinopteri; Perciformes; Percidae
Gene: pik3r2
Product: phosphoinositide-3-kinase, regulatory subunit 2 (beta)
Exons: 16
Coding region: 844-3054 (736 amino acids)
Biological process (GO): insulin receptor signaling pathway; phosphatidylinositol phosphate biosynthetic process
Cellular component (GO): phosphatidylinositol 3-kinase complex
Molecular function (GO): protein binding; 1-phosphatidylinositol-3-kinase regulator activity
Source: RefSeq, a predicted model, not a curated record
CCCACGCACUCCCCUUCCCUGCGCCGUGCUGAGCUGGAAAAUGGCUGUGUCGGGGAGCAGGGAGUCAUGAACGGGAAAAGAAAGAAAGAGCGAGCGAGAGAAAGAAAGAAAGAAGGCGAAGCCAUACGUGAACAGACGGUUUGCUAGAAAUCUAUUGCACACCAAGAAGCUAUCGUCCGGAGAUAAGACACCACAGGGACUCUUGUCUGCUACUUUGAAGUGUUGAAAGCGCAGCAGCCAAAAGUGAGAAGAAGCGAGAAAUAUCCGCGGGUUGGUCAUAAUCCUUGUCCAGAACAUGUGGUAGCCUGAGAGAACCCGAAGAGGAUUAAAGACCUUCCCACAUUCUUUUGCCAAUCAGACAACUUGAUUUGACCGUGGAGAGCCAACGACGCAGGGCCCUCGACUUGCAAAAUCUUCUACCAGGCUGCUCCAAUAGCCACAGUCAGCAGGUUUUCGCUGCUUGAAAGAGCAUGUUGCCAACGCUCUCCCUCUGCUCCAUCAUCUGGCUCAACCGGGGUAUCAAGCUAAGGAAAGUGCACCAGUUCACCAACACCGGUCAGGUCUGAGACCGCUGCCUCUGCAGACAUCGCAGCCGCAGAACACUACCUUAUCGACUUUAGAAAAUGCUUCUGAGCUUUGGGUGACUCCCCCUCCUCCCCUCAUCCCCCCCGACCCCCUAAGCCACCGUACCAGCACCAACACCAGAGUUUAGUGACUCAACAGCCUUUUUGGUUACUGAGGAGGAUUUCUGUAUAGGCAAACCUCUGUUGUUGCAGUGGGAUUCGGGCUGCACCAUCUAAUCCUCUAUUCAGUGGCCAUUUUGAUUUUUGCCUCCCUAACAAAAUGGCGAUGGAAGGUUUUCAAUACCUUGCGCUCUACGCAUUUACCAAGGACCAGGAUGAGGACCUGGAGCUGCAGCCUGGGGACCUUCUGACAGUCAGCAAGGCCUCUCUGCUGUCGAUGGAGAACUACCAGGAGGGCUGCGUGGAGCAACCUGAGCGUCUGGGCUGGCUCCUCGGGUACAACGAGCGCACCAAACAGAGAGGCGACUUCCCAGGGACGUUUGUUGAGUAUGUGGGCCCUGUAAAGAUGGCGCUCUCAUCAAGUCAACCCAGAUCCCAGCGGCCUCUCCCUGCUGCUCCAAGACCUGAGUUGUCUCAAGCUGUUUCUGUGGCGGACCUGAGCGAGCAGUUCACACCGCCAGAGACGGCUCCUCCAGCCCUUGUCAGCCUGAUCCAAGCCAUAGAGAAGAGAGGUUUGGACUGCAAGAUACUGUACAGGCCAACUGUUUCUUCAGGUUCAGACAGCCCAGUGUACAGCCUGAGCUCUGAGAGUGAGAUGUGUCAGAAAGAUGUGGGGUACCUAUCGGAGUGUGUCCUAAACUACCUGAGAGACCUCCCGUCCCCCAUCAUCCCUGCAUGUAUCUACGCCCACCUUCAAACCGCUGUCACAUUGCAACAGCAAGUCCUACAGCAGUCAGCAGAUGGUGCAGCUGCUGGAAGCUAUGACAGAGAGGUAAGCCUGGUCCUGGAGAACUCCACCUCCGUCCCUCUCCAUCACCGUCUCACCCUGCAGUACCUCCUCACACAUCUGGCCAAAGUCACCCAGGCGCAGGCCAGCCAUGGUCUGGACACAUACACACUGGGAAAGAUCUUUGGACCAUUGUUGAUAUGGACAGGCCCCUCCACCCCUUGGUUGUCAGUGGAUGAGGAUUUCCCUGCCCUUGUGGUGGAGAGGCUGCUGAUAGAGAGAACUACAGAGCAGGACCUCACUCCUCCAGUCCUUCCAGCAAAGCCUGUCAAGUCAAAACUGGCACCAUCCGCCAUGACAGACACAAGCAGCCUGCUGAAUGAUGCUGAGUGGUACUGGGGAGAAAUCUCCAGGGAGGAGGUGAACGAAAAGCUGCGAGACACUCCAGAUGGCACCUUCCUGGUCCGAGAUGCCUCUAGUAAACUGGAGGGAGAGUACACUCUCACCCUCAGGAAAGGGGGGAACAACAAGCUAAUAAAAGUUUACCACCGAGACGGGAGGUAUGGCUUCUCUGAGCCUCUUACCUUCCUGUCUGUAGUGGAGCUCAUCAAUCACUACCGCCAUGAGUCCCUGGCCCAAUACAACGCCAAACUGGACACCAGGCUUCUGUACCCUGUCUCUAAAUACCAACAGUUAGUGAAGGAGAACAGUAUAGAAGAGGUGGGAGAGCAGCUGAAGGUCUAUCACGAGCAGUACCAGGAGAAGAGCCGCGAGUACGACUCUCUGUACGAGGAAUACACGCGCACCUCACAGGAGCUGCAGAUGAAACGCACAGCCAUUGAGGCCUUCAAUGAGACCAUCAAGAUCUUCGAGGAGCAGUGUGAGACUCAGGAACGCUACAGCAGGGAGUCUUUGGAGCGAUUCCAACGCGAGGGCAACGAAAAAGAGAUUCAAAAGAUCCAGAGCAACUCGGAGCGUUUGAAGUCUCGUGUGAAGGAGAUCCACGACAGCAAGCGCAAGUUAGAGACGGACCUGAGAAUGCAGGUUUCUGAUAACAGAGAGAUCGACAAGAAGAUGAACAGCCUCAAGCCGGAUCUCAUGCAGCUUCGCAAAAUCAGAGACCAGUACCUAAUAUGGCUGACACAGAAGGGGACAAGGCAGAAGAAGAUCAAUGAAUGGUUGGGCAUAAAGAAUGAUGCUGAUGAGUCCUACUCGCUGGAGGAGGAUGAGGGUUCACCCCACCAUGACGAGUGUACCUGGUAUGUGGGUGACAUCAAGCGCACCCAGGCUGAGGAAAUGCUGAGAGGCAAAUGUGACGGGACCUUCCUCAUCCGUGAGAGUCAAUCACAAAAGGGCUCCUAUGCCUGUUCUGUAGUUGUGGAGGGCGACACCAAGCACUGUGUCAUCUACAAGACGGCCACAGGUUAUGGAUUCGCUGAGCCCUACAAUCUGUACUCAUCCCUCAAGGACUUGGUGCUCCACUACAAAAACGUCUCGUUGGUCCAACACAAUGACCAGCUAAAUGUAAAUCUGGCAUACCCAGUCCUGGCCCGUUCUCAGAACCAGAACCAGCACUCAAGAUGAAUUAUCCACCAUCAGUGUACACGCCAACCAGGGUGGUGAAACAGAAUUUUCACUCAUAUGCAUUGAGAAAAAAUAAUCCUUUGAACAAUGCUUGUUCUUGUUUGAGUGGCGAAGAGAAAUAGAGUCAAAGUAGAUUCAAAUUCCUACAUUUUGGUGCUAAUCUCCCGCACCAAACCCAGUCUAGUAAAGAGCACUCCUUGCUUCCAGCAUGGUCUCAAAGUAAACACACUACUACCGGUAUUAAAGCACUGUACGGUUAGCCUGGCUAACGCAGUGGGGAGAGUGUUGCAUUAGCCAGCCCUGCCUGUACAGUGUCAGUUGUGGAAAAAAAACUGUGAGAAAUUCACAAGAAAAUAAAGCAAACAAAAUGUGUUUUUCAAGAUCAUGGAGAAGAGGAAUGAAACCAGAUGGAGGGAUGAUGGGAAGAUUUACAGGAGGCACUUUUGUUUUUUGCCUAUACACGUGAUAACUGUCCAUAGACAAAGGCCCGAUCUGUCAUCCCCAGACUGCCUGCAAACCCUCUGUAGACAAAAGCCUAAGCUGUCCUCCAAUGAAAGGACUGGCUUGGCUGAAACAGGCUGCUCGCUUCACACCUAAAGGCGGCUGAAAAACCGUGGACCACAGGGUGUAGUCACUGAAGCCGAGAGGAGUGUGGGAGGGAAAUAAAUAGCUGGGGUUCAUGUUUUUGUGGGUUUUGAAAAAAUUGAUUCAAUUUCAAGCUUGCUUACGUGCCAUAGUAAUAGCUUUGAAUGACCACAAGCCUGUGUCACUAGAGGGGGCUCGUCGAGGUUGAAAGAAGGAAGGAGAGAAUGAAUGGCUGUCGACAUAGACAAAGCUUUAAAAAAAAUACACACAUAUAGGUAUAUUUUUUAUGAAAUUAUCUUUAUUUCCAGCUGCUUUGGCUUGUUGCUGUCUCUCUCAGUGGGCCUCCUUCUGAACUGACGGGGUACAACAUACAGUAAAUACUGUACUGCAGGAUAAAAAUGCAUGGUACCUAUUUGGUAUAUUGUGAAUAUAGAAUUUUAAUCACAAUACACUAGAUGGAGAGGUACAUUGAUAAAUGCAUUUCCACGUGAUUCAGGUUUCCUUGUAAAUGGAAAUUGUGGGAAGCAAGCGUCUAUUUGUUUCAAACUUCUUCCUUCUUUUUUCAUCCUAUUUGAUACUGUAGCAUCUGUAGCCAUUGACUUAGGGCAUAACUGUUAGUGCUCCUCUUACGUGUCUUGUUUCUAUUUACUAAAGACACUUGCAGAGCAUCACUCUAUGUGAUUAUUGUAACUUCGGUACUGUAUUUGCCUUGUCUCUAGUUAGAUUAGACUGUUCUAGCGGUACAAUGUCUUUGCAGAUGUUUGUUUUUUAAUGCAGAUUUACUUGCGGUACUUUCUUUCUCCCUUUCAAACUUCACUGUUCAUUUAUUCCCAAGCUUGUCUCAGAGCUGUAGAACAUUUGAUGUACAAACAAAAGAAAGCAGUAAUAUAACUCAUGUACAGUAUAUUUCAGACACAUGCAGUCAGUGUAUGUGACUACACAGUUUCAUAACUGUGUUUCUUUAUGGUUUCAGAAUAUUUGCUAUGCUCUUAGAUUAUGUUUAAGGAAGCACAGUACCCAGCUAAUGUGAGCCAAAUGAAGGAUGUCUUUUCAUGUAGCAAGAAAGAGAAGAAAAAAAAGAACCAGGCCUUUUGCCAUUCAGCAUGGGCUCUGUGGUCUGAGAGAUUAUCUAGUACAGUAUGCAAGGAGUCCUUCAUUUGGAUUGUUGUUUUUCUUGUUUCACUUCGCACCAGUGGUUGAUAAUUCUACUUUUUGUACUGCAAAUACAGUAUGAUGUGUGGUAGUACUAUGCACAACAGAGUCAUAUAUGGAUACUACGUUUUUAGAUUUACACCCUCCCUCUGUUCUGUGCUGUGGCAGUGGAUUUCUCCCAUUUCCCUCACGUCCAUUUGGCUUGAAGUAGAGAUUAUACCAUCGUGUUUCUAUGUCACCUUCAAAGCACAGUUUGGUGUGUGUUCUGUCUGGUCGACUAAAAUUAAAAGAGGUGUCACGGGAUGCCGCUUUAAAUUUGAUUAACAUAGUUGAUUUCUUGAGAGAAUAAUUGCAUUAAAAAGAUCUCAAACAUUUCUAAUAUGUAGUAGACUCAGAUUGCCAAAAAGAGAAAAAAGUUUUGUAGAAAAGCAUAGAAGAGACAAACGUUGGCAACAGAAAGCUUUAGAAUAAAAAAAUGCACUGUUUUUAAAGGAUGCACAAUUAGCAUUUUGGAUUUGUUUUAAUUUUUGUUAGAGAGGGAUAGAAAUUGAAGUGAGACAUUCACCUACUCUUCUGGUCAUGAAAGUCACUUAUCUAUGUUUUAUCUUAAGACCUAAGCUUCCAUCAAACACAUUUGUUUUUACCGCAUAGUAUCAUUUUUGUUUAUGAAAUGUUGAUUCACAAUUUUCAGGUAGCGACAUUUUUCCAACAGACUAGUCGCAUUUUCAAAUGAUACCUAACUCGGCCUGAAAAGUUUGAAUCAAGACGUCAUUUUGAUUUCAGUCAGGAUGAAUCAGUAGGUAACGGCGGUUCUUCUGAUUAGAGGGCUAUAAACACAUGUGAGCGAGAAAGAUUAGAAGUGCCUUUAGUCAUUGUGAUGAGCUCGUAUUCUCCUCAUUGUCACAAGAUCGUGCCACCAAUACCAUUUGCUGUGCCCGGUCGUUCACACAUUGGCCAUUUAUCAAAGACAACAUGGUGUGUGUGUGUGUGAGUGUGUGUGUGAGUGUGUGCGUGCGAGUGAGUGAGUGUGUGUGUGUGUGUGUGUCAGUGUGUCAGCUUGAGAAAAUCUGAGCACAUUCUAGAUUUUAGUUGUGCCUCUUUGUUGUUACAUCUAUAGUUGUUGCUUUUUCCUUAUUUCUAUGGUGGGGGCUGUACAGUAGCUUGGUGCUCUCUCUCACUGUGCACCAAAGCUAGAUUUCUUUGGUGUGUUGUUUUUUUAUUUGUCUGGUAUAUUUUUGAGAAAUCUCAGAUAAGAUAGAAAUGUGAACCGUACAAAUCCGUGGCCCAGCCCAGUUGUUUGAAGCUCAUUUGAUAAGCUCUCAAGUUAAUGCAUGCAGCAUUUCUCAGUGUUUUAUAUUAAGAGUCAGUUCCUUUGCGAACAGGCAAUCUGGUUGAGUCACCCGCCACUGCUGACACAUCCAUUAUCCAGUUUGUUGGACCAACACUUUUGUGACUGCACUUUUUUUCUGUUCCACACACUCGUGUGUCAACACCCAACAACCAUAAACUCAGACAGUGGUGAAGCUCAGUUGUCAAUAGUGUUUUAGUUGAUAGUUUUAGGGCUUUCCAUACAGUAUAUCUGGAGUGAUUGACAGUUUUCUUUUUAAUAUCAGUGUACAGUAUAUGCUUUUAGUAUUUUUGCGGUCAACUGCUGUCAUGUACAGUAAUUCUGAUGCUUUUUGGCUGAUUGCAAUGUUUUCAUUAUAGAGUUAGUUUUACUAUAUGGACUGUAUAAACUGUAAUACUUUUCAAAUCAACUUUAAGGAGAGCUUCUGACUCAUAAUGCAAUUUGUGUCCACACAGGAAAAUUGUCCAACUUAACAAGACCAAUAACAUUGUUUUUCCUAAAGGAUCAGUUCACCCAUAUCCCACACAUAACUAUUAUAUGUAUCUAAACAUGCAGAUUUUGAAAUAUCAAUCUUUUUAAUUUUCUGAAGAAAAUUUAACUGAAGAAAGAGUCCCUAAGAAAACUGUUCACAGUGAAGUCUUGGCCAGAGUAACCAAAACAUUGUUUUCCGGAAAGACACAUUGGCUGUUGAUUAUUUCAUUGAAAGUGAACCUAAAGGCAUGGCUAGAUACGGCUAGGUGUACAUUAAGUUAAAACUUUGGUAAACCAACCAUUUACUAAACCGUGCUAAUGGGUUGCAGCUGGUCUUGUUUCAAAGAAGUUCAUGAACCAGCUGGUUCUUCUUCCAUGUAAGCAAUAUGAUCAGUGUUUCAGUUGCUUAAAGGAAGUAGAAAUGUAGAGCUGAGUAGCUUCCUGCGUCACUUGUUAAGAUGAACAUUUUUGCAGUAAACAUUUUGAUCUGCCAUAUACGCCAUGUUAAUCACAGAUGUUCAAUAGUUAGAAGCAAUGCAACUUUAGUAGCAAUGAAACCAGGUCAGGCAUGGAAACGGGCAGAAGAUGAAGACUUUAUUGCGUAUUGACUUCGAGUUAAGACUUUUAGCCCACUUUUGGUAGAAGUUGCUCUGAAACGCAAAGCUUUUGUCCUGCUCAUCUAGUAGAUAUGCAUUUGUGUCGGAGCUUCUUGAAAAACAUUUUCCUAUAUGACAAAUUAUCGUUCAAGAAAUACAAUAUUUUUUUCAUCGGCUUUGGUACACUGUAAAUGAUACUAAUUGAAAUGGCCUCACACACAAAGCACAUCUUUCACUGAAUACAAAGAAACAUAUAUUAAGGUUUGAAGAAUGAGAGACAUACUAGAGAAUAAAUAUUUUGAAAUAUAUACUUAGAUAUCUAUAUUUUUGAAUGAUGUAACUCUGAUUUGGAUAGUGCUUGAAACAAAUCAGAACAAGGCUUUGAUGUGAACGUGAUCUUCAGAAUGCUGCGGCUGCUUCGUAUUGAGCAGUUAUUAAAACGCAAGCAUUUGUACUAUCAGCUGCAUUGAGCUUCAUCGUGAUCAGCAACCUACUUUACAGUUAACAACAUACAUGUAAUCUAUUAAGCAUGAUUAUCAGGUACAGUCAGAGGAAGAAGCAAGCCCAUGUACAUGUGUACAUAUGUACAGAGCUGAGUCUAUAUGUUAAACGCAGUCUUGGCUGCUUUGCAUUUUAUUAAAUAUUAGAGAGGAUUUUUUUGUUUGUUUCUUGGAACCCAAGUUUUGUCAUUUUUGAUAUUUGGAAGAAUCUGGUUUUUGUGGGUAGACAGAGUGUUAAGGUUCCACGUCCAGUAGGAGGCUGCCGCAGAGCUCCACCGGCGAUUGGACGCUGAGGCAGGAACAAAGUGACCAUCUUACCACUUUAUCGUCCUUCGGGAGAUCUCUGUGGUCGCUCAAAGUCAGAGUAAAACCUGUUAACCUGACAGAGUAAAAAGGUACAUGAUCGACGGCUGGAGAUCACUCCUUUACGCAGAUCUUUGUACAUGGAAAGUGUUCAUUUAUGGUGCCUGAGUAUAUAUUUUUUGUAUUUGUUUUUUUUUAAAAGCUGAUAGAUUUGUCUGUCCAAGUGUUUUUUGGGGGUUUGUUCAUAUCUGUUAAUGAUAACCUUACAGAGCCUAUAAAGAAAAAAAUAAGCUAGCUUGAAUUUUUUUCCUCCGUACAGAUAAAAGAAAAAGAAAAUACAAAUGUUUACAAUAUGUAAUUAACCAAAUAGUAAAAAUGCGUUUGAGAAUCAAUCUGUCUGUCCCUUAAAGUGGCUGUGAUAGAUUGAUUUAUAUUUCUUUAUUUCCUCUGUCGUUUUAAACUUGAAAUUGUUUGUUGUUUCGGUUCGUUACUCUUUUUUUUCUGACUUAUGAAAACAGUGCUCCCUCAACUUCAAAAUAAUAACUGAACAAGAUUCAUGUUUUAUAUUACUCAUCAGGCUUUGUCAUUCUUCACCUGCUGACUACAGCUACUGCUGACCUUACACUGAGCCGUGUAUAUGCAAGACUGAAUCAUAACUUGAGACGCUGUUGCAUUUUUUGCUGUUUAUAAUAUGUACAGGACCGUAGAUUUCAGCAUGACCCUGCCGGGUGUUUCUCUGGUAAGGACUCAGUGAAAAGAAUUUAUAUGGGGUGAUCCCCACACUCGUUGUGAAUAGCAGUAAAAACACGCCACUUGGUGAUCUUGCUUGAGAACAGUUUUAGUACAUAAACAGUUGGCAAUUCAGGAAUUACUAUCAAAAGCUAUCAUAUACAGAUAUUGAUUUUGCACUACAAAAGAAAUAAUACUCAAAGGAAAAUGGUUAACUAAUUUCUAAGACCAAAAUGUACCCACUAUAGUCUCAGCAUAUGUGAUUUCCAUAUCAAAUAUGAUGUAUAACAACGACUCUUUUCAUUUCCCCUUGUUCUGCCUGUAUUCAGUCUUCUCACACCAUCACUGCUCGGUCUGCUUCAGUUUGACUUGAAAGCUUGCCAUUUGUUUGAUUAUUCUGAUGUGAAUGUUGUAGUGCUUUUCACUGGUGUACAGUAGUUCAUAUUCAAGACCCAACUCUGAACGUUGGAGACCAGAUUGGCAGUGAUCCAUCUGGCAAUGGCCUGGGCAACAAUACAGAGCAGCAACAAUUUAAAACAUACAUAUCCACAUUUUUACACUUAUAACAAAGCAACGUCUUUGCUGUCUGCUUUGCUUUACCAUGUUGCUCAACAAGUUGCCUAAUGUGUCACUGCCUGAGAAACAGCAGAUACAAGGUUCUUAAUGCGUGGUUAUCACUGAUGUGGUCUGUUCUUUCUUUCAAAAACAAUGAAUGGAAUUGAAUGGGGCAGUCAGAUAAAGCUACUCUACACCAAAGUGCAAUUGAACUCAGAGGGAGCACUGUUGUUUCAGCCAGUAGAGGCCUAUUGGUUGACGUGUGCCCAACCCCUAUGCACGAAAUGGUUAUUCUUCCCUUUUAUUGUGUUAUCCUCCCUCUGUUGGUCUGUCUUAAUUCAGAUGUGACAUUUCUUUCUUUCUCUCUUGUGUACAGCUUGCUUCAGAGUUGUGUUUGUCCUCAGACAGGUACUCUUACAUCUGUACGGUUCUUUCUUUAGGCUGAUGCAAUGAUUUUAAAAGACAAUAAAAGAUAUAUAAAAUGAC